Podospora pseudocomata is the source of this 588-nucleotide messenger RNA. RefSeq lists its product as uncharacterized. The transcript is spliced from 3 exons. The record is from RefSeq and is a predicted model, not a curated record. Gene Ontology annotation, biological process: pyruvate import into mitochondria. Gene Ontology annotation, cellular component: mitochondrial inner membrane. Lineage: Eukaryota; Fungi; Ascomycota; Sordariomycetes; Sordariales; Podosporaceae. The coding region runs from base 1 to 420 and encodes 139 amino acids.
AUGGCCGCUGCGUUCAUCAAGGCGGCAAAUGCCAAGAUCAGGUCCAAUCCCUGGACCGAUUACUUUUGCUCGACGCACUUUUGGGGCCCGGCUUCCAACUUCACCAUUCCUCUCGCGGCCAUAGCGGAUACGCAGAAGAGCCCUGACUUAAUAUCCGGCAAGAUGACCUGCGCCCUCAUCGUUUACGCCUUCACGUUCAUGCGUUUCUCGCUUGCUGUCAUACCACCCAACCGUCUUUUGUUCGGCUGCCACACCAUUAAUGCCACUGCUCAAAGCGUGCAAGGCUACCGCUUCAUGGAUUGGCAUUACUGGGGAGGAAAGGAAAAGAAGCUGCUUGCUGAGAAGGAGGCGACUGCCAAGGGGCAGCCCGUCCUGGUGGUGAACAAAGUUCAAAAUGAGAAUCAUCUGGAAAAGAAAUAGGUAAGGUACUUUACUGAAGAGCAAAGGCUGGCGCAGAGGCCAACAACACUAUAGCCCCAUUGACAGAAAAUACAACCUUGAUGACCGUUCAAUAGUCCAGUUCUUAAUCCUUGGCUGUGCAUUCUGCCAUAACUCAUAACCUCAUAGUCUCGUCAGCCAGUGACCUCC